AUGCAGCAGCAAUACAUGGGGCCACCACUGUACAGCGAUUAUGGAUCCCAGCUUGCACCCCAGCAGGCGGCCGCUGCGGCGCAGCAUCCAAUGCUGGCACCAAGGCCUGUUGACCCGGCCACUCUGGGAUAUCGCUCCAUGCCAGCGCAACCAAUCCCGACGGCUCAAAUGCAACAGAAUAAUAACAACCAAUUCCAUUAUCCUGCUCCGCCUUCCAUUACACAGCAGCCGCAGGCGGAUGUAUGGCCUACUCAGCAUACAGGGCAACCACAGAAUACGCCCGCCUGGCCACCGGUGCCCAUGAGCGAUUACUCACAAACACAACCGCCAAUUUACCCGAGUCAGACUACCUUGGAACACUCGCAAAGGAGCAGUCAUAGUCCAUCAAUCACCAAUCCUAUAGGUCAAACUCCCGAAGAACAUGCCCCCAAUGUCUCCCCACUGCCGAACCUAAACGUCGGAUUUGGAGCCUCUAGUCGGGACAAUGACUUCAUCCCCCAAGUAUGCAACUGCCAUGGCUCCAUUGUGCUUCCGGACCAAGAGACUAAACUCAGUUCGCAGGUGACUCAACCCUUACCGACGAUAUAUCAUUAUCAAACACAGCCUGGACAGCUACCCCAGCCGCCUAGACCUCAUGAACAGUUUAUCCCCCAUCAGCCAUCUCAGGUGGUAUACAUGGAGGAUGAAAGCGAAGACUAUUAUGAUGUAGACUCGGACGACGAAGCAGGGGAUCAGUCUCAAGUCGAGGGAUUCAACCAGCUGAGCCUCAUCAUGGCUUCCGCCAACUACGAUGAACGAAAACUCCGUUCCUUUACGACGUACCUAAACGAACCGAAUGUCCUUGCCUCGUACCGUCCAACACUGGGCUCCUCUCCCCUAAACAACCCAAAGACAGCCCGCAUUUUCGCCCAUUUUAUCCACUCAACUGGUCCUUCUUUGUCAAUCUUCGAACGGCAUCCUACUGAUUCAUCAAUUGUUCUGGGGGCUACGGUACCCUCUGCGCAGCAAGGAUUGUGGAUUUACACCCUCGCUCUCAAGGCGCUGGAACAUCCUGCCUUACUCCAGGCAAUCCUUGCUGUCAGCAGUUUACACAUUGCAUAUCUACAACAUGUCCCUUCGACCGUGUCUCUAAAACACUACCACUAUGCACUGAAACGGGUCGGUUCCGCAGUCGGACUGCCUCUUCGGCGUAAGCAGGUCGGUACACUCGCUGCCACUCUGUUGCUGGGGUACUAUGAGGUGGUAUCCGCCGAUCAUUCCAAGUGGAACAAUCAUGUAGCUGGAUCUGCUCAUCUGAUCCGUGAAAUUGAUUUUGCUGGUAUCACUCGGGAUCUGCGAGCUCAUCGGCGGAGGAUCAACAGUCAGCGACAGGCAGAAUGGUCAGACUCGUGGUGGGGGAUGCCCGGUGAUGUUUCUGAGGAUGAUCCGUUCUCUGAGAAAGAAACCAACGUGAAUGAGGAUCUCAUCGGCACUCUCAUGGGCCGUGUAGUCAACUAUGACUACUUUGGAGGGAUCGAGGAUGGAAAUAGGCCUCCUUCCAAGAAGCACUUUACUCGAAAGGAUAUUGAGACCUUCCGAAUCCAGUGCGAUCUUUACUGGUGGUACUCGAAGCAAGAUGUGUUCCAGAGCUUCAUUGGGGGAAACAGAUUGCUGACGCCUUACUCUCAAUGGGGCCAGUGCCCACCUCGAGCGGGCAUUGGUCGGUUAGAUGCCAUCUACGGCUCUGCAGACCAUCUGUGGCUCUUGCUUGCUCGAGUGACAGACUUUGCCUUCCGUGACCGUAAACGCAAACUGAAAGCUACGGGAGGUGGGAAAGGCUGGAGACCCGGCCCUGAUAUGUUCAAAUUCAUGGGUCGAUUUGCUGGCGGCCCACCUGGCCAGAGAUCCGGACCACCCGGUGGUCCAGGUCCAGGCCCCGGGAGACCCCCGGGGGGUGCCCCUGCCCCUCAUGCAUCCGGCCCCCCUGGCAAACCCCCAGGAGCUCCCCCGCCAACCUCGCAUCCACCAAACGGACCAGCGUCAGCUGACAGUCCUCCGAUGUAUGGGAUGGUCCCACCGCAACCUCCACCUCGUCUUCCUACCGGGUUCCAAAAUAGACCUCGUGGGUCGACACCCGACGAGGAUGAACAAAUGGAAGAUGUAAGUUUCAAGGAGGCAGAGCAGGAAUGGGAAGAUAUCCUGGUUGCAGCAGAGACAUUUUCACAUGCGCUUGGUCGUGACUUCCAGCCUUUGCCGGUCGACGUGGCCCCUCAAAUCUCCACGCCAUUUGGUCCGGCCCUUCAGUACCGCACUCACACCAUUGCUGUGAUCUGGGGCUACUAUUAUGCUCUGCGGAUUCUGCUCAAUCGGAUUCACCCCUCUCUGCCUCCAGCCAUCAUGAUGGCAGCCGGGGUGGCCGCCCCCACCACGGCGGAAUACGCCCAAACGGUCGGGAAGAUCAUGUCGGGCGUCUACUAUCCACAACGGUACAAUCUCGAGGCCGGGAGCCUCAGCCCGAACCUGGGAUCGGCCCUGACGGAAAUGACAGUGCCGGUCUUUUUCGCGGCCGUCCAAUAUACUGAUUCAACGCAGCGGGGUUGGACCAUUUCCAAACUGCGGGAUAUUUCCCGAUUGACAGGGUUCAAGAGUGCAGAGGCUAUUGCAGGUGGAUGCGAAAAGGCAUGGAUUGGCGCUGCCAGUCAAGGCCGGGGCCCACCCUAUCAACGGUCGUUUGAGACCGAGCGAGAGCGAGAACUUGAAAUUGCACGCCAGAGUGAGGCUGUGCUGGAGGAGGUGGAUGAUCGGCGAUUUGUGACUGUCAAGCCCGAUCGGGCGCAUUGGGCUAUGGGUAUUUUGGAAGACAUUGCCAAUUUGGAGGUUUAG
Molecule: messenger RNA, 2862 nt
Organism: Penicillium olsonii
Lineage: Eukaryota; Fungi; Ascomycota; Eurotiomycetes; Eurotiales; Aspergillaceae
Source: the annotation of a GenBank genome assembly